Cercopithifilaria johnstoni is the source of this 1455-nucleotide messenger RNA. The record is from the annotation of a GenBank genome assembly. Lineage: Eukaryota; Metazoa; Nematoda; Chromadorea; Rhabditida; Onchocercidae.
AUGGAUGAGUGUGAAAGUACGCCAUCGGAACUUGCAACUCACUUAGCACGCAGAGUUGUUACAUCAUCUGGUCAGAAUAAUUAUAGUGCUGGAACCGGAGCAAUAAGACGAUUUGCGACGCAUGCAUCAAUUGGUCCAUCUAUGUCAGUUUCUACAGUGGCUCCGAAUCGUUAUGUUCCGGUUACUCGUAUAAGCACAAAUCCUGCUGGUAGUUCAUCUAUGUAUCAAGCAAAGCGGCCCUUGUCUAGUAAUUAUGCGUGCGAUCUUCAGUUAAUACGGAAAUUUCCUCGCAGUACCGAUAAAUCCAAAGGCUUGCGACACUUCAGUACCAAAGUUUGUGAAAAAGUUAAAGAAAAAGGACAUACGAAUUAUAAUGAGGUAGCUGAUGAGCUGGUUUCUGAGUAUUUUGAUUCAGCCGAUGUUCAACCUACAGAUACGGAAAAGCAACAAUAUGAUAUGAAAAACAUUCGACGUCGUGUUUACGAUGCAUUAAAUGUGCUAAUGGCUAUGAAUAUCAUUGAAAAAGAGAAAAAAGAAAUUCGGUGGGUUGGAUUGCCAACAUCUUCCGUGCAGGAAUGUCGUAAAUUAGAGGAAGAAAAAGCAAAGCGACAGGAACGAAUACGUCAUAAAUCCGACCAGCUUCAGGAGCUCAUAAUACAGCUUGUGGCUUAUAAAACCUUGGUAGAAAAAAAUCGUGAGUUGGAGCGUGAUAAUGGUCGUCCAAUGGAAGAUUCGAUACUUUAUUUACCAUUCAUCAUUGUGAACACAGCAAAGAAAACAUUCAUCGAUUGUGCCAUCUCUCAUGACAAGACCGAAUAUUUGUUCAAUUUCGACCAACCAUUUGAAAUUCACGAUGAUAUCGAAGUGCUGAAAAGGCUUGGACUUGCUUAUGGCUUAGAUCGCGGUGAAGUUAGUGAUGUUGAUCGUAACAAAAUUAAGUCGUAUUUGCCCCUUUGUCUUCGUGACUAUGUCGAUCAAAUUAUUGAUGGUACUUGCAGUAAUGCCGCCUAUGAUAUCUCAUCGAAUAUUGCUUCAACUGUAAACGCACCGCAAGACAAUAAGCAGACUGUUUACGCCAUAGCACCGCGCAUUGAACAGUCAACAGUUACUCCACAAAGCUACCACCAACCAAAACGUCAUCUUCAGUCAUCCUCAGCUCGAAUUAUUCCACCUGUUCUUCCACGAACUAUAAUUACUGGUGCUAGUGCUCUUCAGACAGACUCGGAUCCGAAAUACCUAACAACGAACCCAAACGGGUGCCGUACCAUUCGUGGAUCAGUGCAACGCUAUAAUAUACAACAAGAAGGUUCGAACAACACACAACAAAGGGCAUUUAAUGCAAAUAGACAAGUUGCUUAUACCAUUCAGGAUGUCGGACAGGGCCAGCUUUCCGAAGAACAACAGUACGAAGAAGUAUAUGAAGAAGAAGAGGAAGAAAAUUUGGGCUAUGAAUAG